Messenger RNA from Stylophora pistillata, 6015 nucleotides. RefSeq lists its product as uncharacterized. Gene Ontology annotation, biological process: microtubule-based movement. The record is from RefSeq and is a predicted model, not a curated record. Gene Ontology annotation, molecular function: microtubule motor activity; microtubule binding; ATP binding. Lineage: Eukaryota; Metazoa; Cnidaria; Anthozoa; Scleractinia; Pocilloporidae.
ACAUGGACGCAGUUCUAUAGCAACUCAGACCCUAACAUUUGAUUUCAUUAGCUUUACAAUGGCUUUGACAAUGACCUUUAGAGCUCGUAUUAGCUGAUUACAAAUUCUUGUUUUUCUAUGGGACUCAAAUAUUGCUCAAAAUACAAUUUUGUACGCCGACUCUGUUAGUUCACUCGCGCGGAAUUCGAUCGUUUCGAAAUGGGCAUUUCGGAGAUUCAGUCCGCAUCUUAGGUGGUUUUAGUUCACAGUAUUUCGUCAAGUCUUUAUUUAUCUUAGGGUUAGUGGAAUUCGGAAGUGCAGGAGAGAAGGAUCUAAGGUUUCUUUACCUACAAACAAGGCAAAAUGAUGGCAACAAGAAACCCAAAGGUCGUCCCAAAGCGAAAACCAUCGAAGCCUCAAACGAGGGCAUCAACUUUAUCAAAUGAGCAAGCAUGGACUGACACAGAUGACACUGAGGGAACCAAGGAAUCUGGAGAGUCCUCUGAGCAAAUAAAGGAAGCAGCUCUUGAGACACAAAAGGGAAGCUUGAUAUCAGUCAAGGAAGCAGAUGAAACAAACAGAGGUACCACUGAAGAUGAAAUGAAUGGGUCAGAAAUAAAUGGAGUCCAUGAACCUCCACAGACAACUGACACAGAAGUCCCACAAACAACAGACACUGAAGGAGUGAAUGGUACUGAAACUGACUCCAUGGCAAGUAUGGAAAGUGCCACAAGAAAAAGAGUGAAAAGAAACACUGUUGUACCCACAGAUGGUGAAGACAGUGGUAGACAGACUCCAGAAUCAAGGAAAGAUGCAUGGAGUAUUGCUGAGACGGAUGCUGAUGUUGAGUCUAAUGCUGCAUCAAGUCGACCCAGCUCUGCUCAUAAGGGAGCGAAACAGCGCCCUGCAACUGCAGUUGCAAGACCAACAACAGCUAUUGCACCAGUAGAGAGACCAAUGACAGCACCAGCCACCCAAUCACGUUCUCAAGUUAAGCCUGGGACAAGUAGUGGCACACGACCAAAGUCAUCAGGGUCCCGCCAGAGAUCGGGUGGUGAAGGAGAGGGACUUGAUCAUCCUGCAUCAAUGAAUGGGUCUCAAGAGAUUGUCGCAUGGGAGGAACCAUCUGCAGUGUCCAGUGAGGGUUUCAGAGACGGAGAAAGUGCAUCCAGUCGCAGUAGUGGUCUACUUGCAGUACCUCAACUGCAGGGAGAACAGAAUGCUUAUAUACCAUACAUCUAUGCUAAAGAAUGUAUUCAAAGGGUUAUGGAUGAUAUGAAGAAGAUGAAAAGUGGCCAUGUAAAGGUUGUUGAUAAUAUUCAAGAGCAAUACAAAACUCUGGAAGAUGAUAUUCAGGCCAAAUUCAACACCUUUGUUCUUAACUUACGCAAGGAAUAUUCUAACAAAGUCACCACCUUCCGUCAAGUUAUCACAAUUCAUCGCGAGGAUUCAUUUCGUACAAAUACUUACUGGCAAGAAACAGUUAAGAGUCUCCAAGACAAGAAUCAGGCCCUCUUGAAGGAAAAAAGGCAAUUGUUAGUUAAAAACAGAGAGGAGUUUACCAGGCUUGAAGAAGAGAAGGCAGGAGCAGUGAAAGACUUAACAAGAAUGCUUGAUGAACGACAUUCUAAAUACACCAUUUUGCUGGCAGAUUUUAAAAGUGAACAAGGAAAAGUUAGAGAGCUAGAAGAAAAGUUGAAAGCAUUAGAAGAACAGGGGCUGAAACAAAAAGAGCAGAGUCAAUCUUUGCAGGAAGAAAUCAAAGUGCUAAAGGAAAAACAUGAAGAAGAGGUUAGUGAGCUGAAACAAAAGCUAGAACUUGCUGAGAAAGAAAAACAAGAGGACAAAGAAGAGCAUCAGAAGGUGUUGAAGGAGAAAGAGGAAGAAGAAACAAAGAAAAUAAAUGAGCUGACAGAAAAACACACGCAUGAGGUAGAUGCAUUGAAAGCUGAAAUCCAGAAACUGCAAGAAGAGAUUGAUGCUCUGAAAGCAAGUGCGGCAGCAGUCACAACAGCUACUGCGCUAACAACAACUGCAGUUAUGUCAGAAUCUACAGAUUUACAACAGACUGGGAUACCUAAAGAGGAAACCCAAGAGGAAGUAAAAGAGCAAGCUGAAGAACAACCUACGAGUGUGAUUGCCACCACUGCUGCACCUACAGCCACUGUGACAGUCUUAGACAGUGCUGAAAAAGACCGACUUACUCAACAAAUUACACAGCUUCAAGAAGAAAUUGAUAAGAAUAAAGCAGAGACAACCAGGUAUAAAGAGGAACUUGAGAAGGAAAAAGCAAGGAUUUUUGAGCUGGAAGAGGAAGUGGGCAGUCUGGGCAAGGAAAAGACAAGAUUUGAGAAACAGGCAACAGAUAAUAAACAGGAGCUCCGUGAAACAAGACAGCAAUGUACCUCCUUGAGGGAGCAGCUGCAAGGCUUACUGGCUGCCACAACAGCAGCAGGACAAGUGGAUGACAAAGAGACUGAAGAGAAGUUGAAAGCAGCUGAGGAAGAAAGACAGGCUUUGAUAGAUGAACAGAAAAGAAUGAAGGAGGAGUUUGAGAAGUGGAAGGAGCAAUAUGAACAGGAACAUGAGGGCAAGGAACCCACUGAAGAUGACAGGAGUGAGGAAGUCCAGGCCAUGAUGGAAAAACUUACACAGGAGGAAGAGAAGCUGAAGAAAGCUGAAAAUACUAUUGCUGUUAUGACAAUGUUGAAGGAAGGGGCUGUUCCUGAAACUGUAGCCACAGUAGGGCUUGCUGAUAGUGGUGGAAAAAUAGAAGAACUGGAAGACAGGAUCAGCCAACUUGAGGCAGCAAGGGAUGAAGUAGAAGUGUCUGUUGAGAAACUUACAAAGGAAAAAGAAGCUUUGGACGAAAAAGGCUCAGAACCUGAGGAAAACAACAAGGAACUUACUGAGAAGAAUUCUGAACUGGAGGAGAAAGUCAAAGAUUUGGAGAAGGAAGUCGAAGAUCUAACGAAUGAACUAGACGAGGUUGGAGAAGGAGUCCCUUUGGCCACUCCAACUUUGUCAGUCGAUGGACAAGAUACUGAGGGAAUGUCUGCCAAGAUUUCUGAACUCAAGGAGGAACUUGCAAAAGCAAAUGGAGAACUGGAGCAAGAAAAAGAAACAUCAUUGGCUCAAAUUGAAGAGAUUGAAGCUCUCAAAAAGGAAUUGGCAAGUUUGAAGGAGGGCUCAUCUGGCGAAGUUGAAGAAUUAAAAGCACAGCUUGCAUCCACCAAGGAGAUGUUUGAGGCUGAAAUAAAACAAAAAGAGGAAGCACUGGCGGAAGCAAAAGCAAGAAUAGAAGAACUUGAGAAAAAGCUUUUGGAAAAUGUUCCCAUUGACACAGCUAAGGAAAUUGGUGCAUAUCAAGAAAAAAUGGCCGCUCUUGAGAAGGACAAGGAGAAAGCGACGAAGGAAAGUGUGCAGCUUAAAGCCUCUGUGACAACACUUACUGCAAAAGUUGAAACACUGAACAAGAAUAUUGAGCUACAGAAGCAAACAGAAAUAGAGUUACAGGAGACAAACAAAAAGAUGCGUGCAGAGAGGGUGAAAGAACUGAAGAAUGCCAAGGAGCAGGGAGAUACAAAAUCUAAAAAACAAAUAGAGGAGCUGAACAAGAAGAUACAAGCUCUUCAAAAGAGGAUCAAAGAACUUGAAGCUGCCGCAGUGAAACCUCAAGAUUCCAAGAUUGAUACAGGGCUGAGUGGAGGUUCAAAGAGAAGGGAUUCAAAAGCAGCUGCAGACUCAGAAAAAUUAAACAAAGAAAAGGAGAAGCUUCAGGCCCAAGUUGAAGCAUUAAAGAAGGCUGCGCACGAGGACCACAGCAGAAUUAAACAACUUGAAAAGGACCUUAAAGAGGCUCAGACGAAAUCCAAGCCGGCCGGACCUUCAGCUGAAGAUAGAGCGGCAGCCAAAAAGGCGGAGAAGCAACUUAAAGACUUGCAGAAGAACCUGGAAACGGAGAAGAAAAAGUUUGAGAAAGUUAAAGAAACCUUAACAAAAACUGAGGAAGAAUUCAAAGUUCUCAAAAAGGAACAUGAUGCUCUGUUAGCCGACAGUAAGAAAGAUAAGGACACUCUUUCUAAACUGGAAGCUGCAGCACAGGAAGGUCUUGCCGCUCAAGAGAAGGUGGAUGAGUUGACGAAGGAAGUGAAAGAACUCAGAGAGGAGAAUAAGGCGCUUUCAGACAAUUACAAUAGUGAGAGGAUUUUGCGUAAGAAGUAUUACAACAUGGUGGAAGAUAUGAAAGGAAAGAUCCGAGUUUACUGCAGGGCAAGGCCGCUUAGCAGAUCAGAGCUGGAAAGGGGCAACCAUUCAGUGAUCAAGUCACCUGACGAGUACUCUCUUGUCGUGGAAACCAGCCGUGGUCCAAAAGAUUUCCAGUAUGACGCCGUAUUUACACCUGAUCACGGCCAGGAUAAAGUGUUUGAGGAUACAAAUAAUCUUAUCCAGUCAGCUGUGGAUGGUUACAAUGUGUGCAUCUUUGCUUACGGACAAACGGGCUCUGGUAAAACCUACACUAUGAUUGGUGACAAGGAGCUCAAGUCACCCGGCAUCGCCCCACGUGCAAUGGACGCCAUCUUCAAAUUGAUGGAAGAACAAAAGUCCAAAUUUUCUUUCAAGGUUACAUGUUACAUGAUGGAGUUAUAUAAUGAUAAGCUGAUUGAUUUACUUGCACCUCAUGGUAAAGAACCAGCAAAACUCGAGAUCAAGAAAGACAAGAAGGGUCUUGUGUUUGUACACGGAUCGAUGAUGAUGGAGGCAGCUACUAAGGACGAGCUUUGGACCAUAUUUGAGAAGGGCUCUGAAAACAGACACGUCUCUUCAACAAAAAUGAAUGCGGAGAGUUCUCGGUCCCAUCUUAUCCUUGGAAUUAUUAUUGAGAGUACAAACUUAACUUCUGGUGCCGUUCUCAAAGGAAAGAUCAGCUUGGUUGAUUUGGCAGGAUCUGAACGUGCUGCAAAAACGGGUGCAAGCGCCGAACAGCUCAAGGAAGCCCAAUCGAUUAACAAGAGUUUAAGUGCCUUAGGAGACGUAAUCUCGGCUUUAUCCAGCGAGCAGCAGUUUAUUCCCUACAGAAACAACAAACUUACCUUGCUCAUGCAGGACUCAUUAGGUGGUAACGCAAAAACUCUUAUGUUUGUGAACAUAUCCCCCGCGGAUUACAACACAGAUGAGACUAUCACAUCUCUGACGUAUGCCUCUCGUGUAAAACUUAUUACAAACGAUGCUCAGAAAAACGCCGACAACAAAGAGAUAAACAGAUUGAAGGGAAUAAUUGCAAAAUUGAAGAAAGGAGAAACUGUGGAUGACGCUGAAGGAGAAGACUAAACGACUCGCUGCGUCAAAUAAUCCGUACUUAAGAGACACUUAGGUGCUGGUUCACCAUUCAAGAAAUUGGAGACUACAGGCUUCCCGAUGGAUGGCAGCUGUCGAAGUUCCACGAAAAAAAAUAGCUAGAUUAACGUUGUUAGCUUUUGAUACAGACAGGCUCCUUGGACCAGAGAAACUGUGAACAGUUUUUGUGCAAAUGGAGAUAUAAGUGAUUUUCGAAGAUGCAUUAUUUUUCUACGAACUGUACAAAGCCUUUUUCUAUUUAAUAUUUAUUUCCUGGCGUUCGUCAUGUGACGAGGCUUUUGGUAUUGUUAAGUGCUGGCAACUUUUUUCAGUAUUCUGUUGAUAUCUUUUAUUUAGUUCUGGAAUAACUGAUCGCCUUGGCAGAGACGUAUCUCACAAAGUUAGCCCAUCCUGGUUACACGAUUACAUCUGUAUCAUCUUUUCCUUAUUGUUAUUACGCAACAGAAGAACUUUCGAGAAAGUUUUUUCGGCAAAAAGGGCAGAUCGAUGAGUACUCCUGCAGAAGAGAUCAGAUUCUUAGAUUUGCCGCAGUAGUUAUUUUUAGAUUGAAAAAUUCUUAGCCCUGUACCCUCUUACAUCAAUGUACAUAGUCUCCAUAUUGUACUCUAUACAUUUCUUAAGGUGUUGACAAGGAGAAUUUGUUUAACAGUCAAGAACUUCUUUAGUUGGUGAUCAUUU